Messenger RNA from Pseudozyma hubeiensis SY62, 3879 nucleotides. Its product is annotated as arg-6 protein, mitochondrial precursor. The record is from RefSeq and is a predicted model, not a curated record. Gene Ontology annotation, biological process: L-arginine biosynthetic process. The transcript has 4 exons. The coding region runs from base 1 to 3879 and encodes 1292 amino acids. Gene Ontology annotation, molecular function: N-acetyl-gamma-glutamyl-phosphate reductase (NADP+) activity; L-glutamate N-acetyltransferase activity, acting on acetyl-CoA as donor; NAD binding. NCBI's taxonomy places the organism in Eukaryota, Fungi, Basidiomycota, Ustilaginomycetes, Ustilaginales, Ustilaginaceae. Gene Ontology annotation, cellular component: cytoplasm; mitochondrial matrix.
AUGCAAUCGACCAACGCAGUCAAGCUUGAAGGCCAGGCUGCUUCCGCACCCGUCUUUCAGCGCCCCGCUGGAAGCGGCGGAGGCAAUAAGAAGGGCACCAGCGCAGAGCGUAGGGCCACGCACAAUGCCAUCGAGCGAGCCCGUCGAGAGUCUCUGAACGGCCGCUUCCUUCAGCUUGCCGCCUCCCUGCCCGUCAUUUCCGAUGUGCGACGUCCGUCCAAGUCGCUCAUCGUCAACAAGUCGCUCGAUUUUGUCGCCGACGCCAUGAAUCGUGAGGCCAUGUACCGCCUCAAGAUCGAAAACAUGCGACAGGAAAACAUGUCGCUUCGCCAGCAGCUAAACGAGUUCCUUGCGCAGGCUGGCCUGGAGACGCUGCCGCAGCCUCCCAUCGACGAUCUGCCCAUCCCUAUGGCAGAGAUGAGGAACAAGAAGCGUCAAGCCAGCACAGGCUCCUCUGGUCAUCUUGGCGAGAUGUACGAUCUCGACGACGACGAUGGCACGUUCGGUGCUGGAAGCGACGAAGGCGGCAAGAACAGCCCCACCUCGUCGUGUUCGGUCGGCUCGAGCGUGCGCGGCUCGCUCUCUAGCUCGCUUCCCGCCGGUGUCGCCGGUUUCACUCCGAUUACGCAGACUGGCGUCCAAGGACAAGCUUUCUCGUUCCUGAUGGCCCCUGCUAAUCGAGCCGCCACCAGCAGCACCUCGCCCGGAGCUUCGUCUGCUUCUGGUGACGUCGUUACAGCCGAUCGCAUCGGAAAUGUCGAGGAUGCCGCCGGAAAUUGGGUCCAGCCCGCUGGAUUUGAUGGACAAGGCGCGAGUUCCGCUCAGGCCCAGCCGUUGACGUACGCUGGUCUCACGUACUCGACACCCGUUCAUCAGGGACUGAUGGCUUCUUCCCGUACCGAGAUCAACGGCACGCAUCCAUUUGCGUCCAGCGCACAGUUCGGCAUGCAAGGCAUCUCUGCUGAUGCCACUACCUCUGGUAUGCCCGCUCCUCUCGGUCAAUUUUCGUUGAACACGAACAACUUGAUGCAAAUGCGCAGCGCGCACCAGCUUCAGCAGCAGCAGCAGCAGCUCCACUUCCAGCUUCAACUGCAGCAGCAUCAACAGCAGCAGCAGCAGUUUGCCAACUCUGCCGCUUUCAACCCAUCGGCUUUUUUUGAUCCGGCGCCGCUGCAGUCCGCUAGCUUCAUGACUGCAGUCAAGCAGCUAGCUCUCGUCAGUUCCACGCAACAGCCGUCCUCACCUUUCACACACGGCACGAUCCAGCUCUGUCUCCUCGCCGAGUCCACCAAGACUCGCGCUGCUGCUGCCGUGCCGCCUGUUCGAUCUUACUCCAGCGCUGCCGCUCGCGAAAACGCCUACGACAGGGAGACCAUCACCAGGCUUUUGUACUCGCUCGCCUCGCGCAAGGAGGUAGAGAGGUACCUUCGCAUCUUCUCUGCCGCUGACAAGUUCGCCGUCAUCAAGGUCGGAGGCGCCAUUCUCACCCACCAGCUCGAGGAGCUCGCUCUGAGUCUCUCCUUCCUUCACCGCAUCGGCCUCUACCCCAUCGUCCUCCACGGUGCCGGCCCUCAGCUCAACGAGCUCUUGGAGAAGGAGGGCGUCGAGCCAGACUACAUCGAUGGCAUCCGAAUCACCGAUGCAAAGACGCUCAAGGUCGCUCGUCGCAUCUUCCUCGAGGAGAACAUGCGUCUCGUCGAGAAGCUCGAAUCGCUCGGAAGCCGUGCUCGACCCAUCCCCAUCGGCACCUUCACUGCCGACUACCUCGACAAGGACAAGUACGGUCUUGUCGGAAAGAUCAACAAGGUGGAUAAGGAGCCAAUCGAGAGCGCCAUCCGAGCCGGUUGCUUGCCCAUCCUCACCUCGCUCGCCGUCACCAACGACGGACAGAUCCUCAACGUCAAUGCCGACGUCGCCGCUUCCGAGCUCUCCAAGACGCUCGAGCCGCUCAAGAUCGUCUACCUCAACGAGAAGGGCGGUCUCUACCACGGCAAGACCAAGGAGCUUAUGGAGGUCAUCAACCUCGACGAGGAGUACGACGACUUGAUGAAGGAGGAGUGGGUCAAGUACGGCACCAAGCUCAAGCUUCGCGAGAUGAAGGAGCUGCUUGACCACCUUCCCCGCUCGUCCUCUGUCGCCAUCAUCUCAGUCGACCAGCUGCAGAAGGAGCUUUUCACGGACAGCGGUGCCGGUACCCUCAUCCGACGUGGCUACAAGCUCUACCGCAAGAACAGCAUCGAGGAGGUGGGUGCCGAGCGCAUUCGUCAGGUGCUCAAGGAGAACGAUGAGGAGAUCAAGGAAGGUCGCAAGUCGGUCGCCGAGUUCUUCUCCGAGAUCUCCCAGCACCCUUACACCGUCUACGGCGACGAGCCGUUUGACUGCGUUGCCUUUGUCUCGCAGCCUGAAGGCGAGGUUCCUAUCCUUCAGAAGCUCGUCACCAGCCGCAACGGUGUGCUGAACGGCGUCAACGACAACAUCUGGAAGCAGAUCCGAAAGGACCACAAGCGCCUCGUGUGGACCUCGCGUGCCGACGACGACCAGCGAGCGUGGCACUACGAGCGCGCAGAUGGCUCCUUCACCCGCAAUGGCCGCUCGCUCUUCUAUUACGGCAUCCACGAUGUUGCCGAGGUCGAGACCAUCGUCCGCAACCUUGAAGAGAAGAGCCGCAUCGAACGUGCCUAUCUGCCGCUCAAGCCCGCCAAGCCCUCUUCGCCCGGCGGCACCCGCGCUUACUCGACCAUGGCUCGUCCCGGUCUCACCUCUUCGCGCGUCAUGGCCGGCUCCCGCCGCGGCUACGCCACCGCUGUCGAGCGCAGCGGGCCCAUCCCAGCCUCGACCACCGACAAGAAGCGCGUCGCUUUGAUCGGCGCUCGUGGCUACACCGGUCAAUCGCUGAUCGCGCUGCUCAACAAUCACCCUCACAUUGAACUUUCGCACGUCUCUUCGCGAGAGUUGGCGGGUCUGCCGCUCAAGGAGUACACCCGAUCGCAGGUCAACUACACCAACAUCGGCGUCGAGGACCUCAAGAAGCUCGAGCGCGGUGAGGGUCCAGGUGCGCCACCUGAUGCGUACGUCAUGGCUCUGCCGAACGGCGUGUGCAAGCCGUUUGUCGAGGCUGUUCAGGAAGGUGGUAAGAACAAGCCCAACGGUCACGGCGUCAUUGUUGACCUUUCGGCUGAUUAUCGUUUCCAGGACGAGUGGACUUAUGGUUUGCCAGAGAUCUAUGGGCGCAAGCAAGUUCGAUCGUCCAAGCUGAUUUCCAAUCCGGGAUGUUAUGCGACGAACAACCAGGCGCUGAUUGCACCUUUGCUUCCUGUGCUGGAUCUGGCUGCGGGACCUACUGUGUUUGGAGUAUCGGGAUACUCUGGAGCGGGGACGAAGGCGUCAGAGACGCCAUCGGGGGAGCGUAAGACGGUACCCAAGAUCACGCCGGAUGAUCUGGCUGGGGGUAUUCGAGCCUACUCGCUUACCGAUCACAUUCACGAACGAGAGGCAGGUCAUCAACUCUCCCGUCUCGCUGGUUCCCCCGUCAAAGUCGCCUUCAUCCCCCACGUAGCCCCCUGGUUCCAAGGUAUCAUCUCCACCCUCUCCGCCCCGCUCAAACAGAAACUCUCUUCCAAAGAGGUCAAACAACUCUACCUCGACUUUUUCGCCAACGAACCCCUCGUCCACAUCCAAGACAAAGUCCCCGAAAUCAAGGACAUCCAACUCCAACACGGGUUGAAGCUCGGUGGUUUCCAGGUUCACAGCGAUGGGAAGAGGGUCGUCGUCGUAGGCGUGAUCGACAACUUGCUCAAGGGCGCCGCUACUCAGUGUUUGCAGAACCUGAACGUAGCGCUCGGCUACGACGAGCUGGCUGGCAUUCCAGAGUUGAAGUAG